UAGUGUCACUGGUAUGAUCCGGAUUGUGUUUCCAGUUUAUGGUUUUUAUUUUAUUUUAGUACAUCUCUUCUAUAGAUCAUUCAAACGCUUGUGUCAUAAGCAAACAAACUCAAGCGUCUUGAUGAUACAAGGACUCGGAAGGAAAUACUUUUUCGAACAAUUUCGUUGCAGCAGGAUUUUUCUAGAUGAGUUACAAAAAGGACUAUGACAUCCACCCAUGAACCGAAAAACAUCGAGCACGAUUCAAUGCGUGCAAUUUGCAGGGAAACUGUACACGGCUAUGUAUUUUGGUCCUUGUUCCAAGGCCUUGGACCUAUGAUAUGGUUUUACCCACUUAAUGAACUGGAUAUAUCGGGAUAUGAAGCCUUUGCUGCCACUUGGUUCUUCCCUGUUGUGCUUGGUCAUCCAUCAAUCCUUCGUCUUGUCCAGAACCAAUGGGUCCUAGCUGUUUUACGACUCCUGGUGGUGGCGGGACUUGCCUCGUUCCAGGCCAGUACCACUCUCAGUCGACUUGCUAUACUUGCCGUAGGGGCAGGGAUCUCCAUGUUGGUAUUUACUGCCACACUGUGGAACCCAAGUCCUAGGAUAAGAACCAACACUUUCUGGGGCCUUGUGCUCGGCCUUAUGCUGUUUGUGGCAUCUCGCAUCUGGUACGUUUCCUUCAUUCCCACGUGGUGGAGCGAUGUCUCAAACUCAGCAGUCAUUGCCGUAGCGACCGUUGCUGUUAUAGACCAGAUUUUAUCAGGUGCUGAUAUUCCUGACCACAAGGCAGGUCACCAGACAUUUGUUGACCGUCCACGCUGGCUGACCACUGCCUUGGGAUUUGGUAGCCUACUAUACCUCACUCACUGGUGCUUUGGGGAGGUGUCAUUAAUUACACGAUGGACUGUUCGUGGCUACCCUUCACAUGGACCCCUUCCCAACCCUUGGGGAGCCCUGGUCCUACUUUGUCUGGCUGUGGGUGUGUACCUAUCACCACGACGACGGCUGGCCCAGAGUAAAGGCUGGUGGCUGGUGGCACUUGCAGGUUUUGCCGCCCUGUACUAUCUCCCUACCUGGCAAGGAUACGCUGGUGGUCUGGUUCUGGCUGUUUACACCAUGUCAGUUUGGCCUGAGAUGACUGACCGAUUGACCUUAUGUCCUCCGGCUAGAACUCUUUUUGUGGUGAUGUUGGUGUAUCUUGUGGAGAUUUUUUUCUUCGUGUGGACAGUGGCGUACAACUUCGUCCCGGGAGGUGUUUACACACGUGAACAUACCGACUACCUCAUCCUUGCUGUCAUGGGAGGCAUCUUCCUCGGGCUCUUUGCAGGUGGACAGAAGAAUGUACCAAGUCACACAGCACACGCCGAAAUCAACAACAAUAGCAAUGCCACAAGUCGACCAACGAAUGCAGAUAUCAACAACAACAGGAUGCCGUCCAAAAAAGUACUGUUAGUGUUGAUGGUGGUGACAUGUUUUGGUUUACUUGGAUUUGCUGCAAGAUUUCCGUCAAUGCCAUGCAACAUAAAACAGACACCACCUGACCCAGAUAAGCCCCGAGUGUUCACAGCCAUGAUUUGGACAUACCAUUUUGGAUAUGAUAAUAAAGGCUGGCCAAGCCUGGAGAGGUCAGCAAAACUGAUCCAAGACACUGGCGCAGAUGUAGUGACUCUUCUGGAGAGUGAUACAUCAAAGCCUUUCCUCGGUAACAACGAUCUUGGCCUCUGGUUAGGAGAGAGACUAAAUAUGUAUGUGGACUUUGGACCUUCCACCAAGGACCACACUUGGGGAAAUUUGAUUUUGUCCAAGUAUCCAAUCAUCAAGUCAACUCACCAUCUUCUGCCUUCUCCACAUGGAGAGUUAGCCCCAGCAGUGACCGCCAGUGUCAAUAUCAGUGGUCAAGCAGUCGACUUUGUGGUCACUCACAUGGGCAAUGACCGCGACAUUCUGGAUAGGAAGCUACAGGCAAAAUUCCUGGCUAAAGAACUGGACAAAAGCCCAAAUCCAGUGAUAUUUCUUGGCUAUGUGACCUCUGCCCCUGGUAGUCGUGACUACAGACAGCUGCUGAAGAAAGGUCGGGUCAAGGACAUUGAUGAGACUGACUGGGACCGGUGGUGCGAGUACAUUAUGUACCGUGACCUUAUCAGACUUGGGUAUGCCAGGAUUACCCAUGGAGGUCUCAGUGACACUGAGGUACAACUGGCAAAAUUCCAGAUUCCAGAAGAUCAGAAUAAUUUCAAAGAUAACAUGAGAGUAAUCACAGAUUCCAGUCGAGCCAACGAAAGUCUUCGUUUUAACACAAGAUUUGGGUCGUUUCAUGCUGGCCAUGGCUAUUUUGGAGAACACAGAUUCCAUAUGGAUACACCCAAGUAUUUCUUGCCUUAACCAGAUGACAUCUCCUGUCCAGUCGGUAUACAGAAUUGUUAACCAGAUGACCUGUCCUGCCCAGCCGGUAUACAGAAUUGUAAACCAGAUGACCUUUCUUGUCCAGUCAGUACACAGAAUUGUAAACCAGAUGACCUUUCCUGUCCAGCCGGAUUUCCAGGUUUACAGAAUUGUAAACCAGAUGACCUUUCCUAUCCAGUUGGAUUUCAAGGUAUACAAAAUUAUUUUCCAGAUGGCCUUUCCUGUCUGGGAUUUUUUGGAGUUUAUUCCGAACUUUCCAUUCAGAUACCGUCCAUACCUGUCACAUACAUCACACCUGGAAGAGGAUGCCCAGGUAUGUAAUGUUGACACCGUCCCUUCUGUCACACGAUUCUGAUGAUGCCUUACAAUCUAGAUAGGACACAAAUUGGAGUAUUUUUGAGAGGCAAUUAUUCUGGUAUUUGUUCUACAAAACGUGAAGUAUUUUUUUUUUUUUUUCACAUUUGUGUGUUUAUAUUGCAAAUAUUAUUGUACAGGGCUAUGUUCUAAUUUGAUGCAAGGAUUUUUUCUUUAGUCUGUUGAAUGGAUCUUGAGAAAAAUAACUGGAAUUGUGAUAAGUGUGUAGGAGUAUAGAAUACUGUUACCAAAAGGGUUGACAUAUCAGUAUGUGGUAGAGGGUUAUACAUGUAAAUGGGAUUGAAGGUUCCUGUUGGUGGCUGGGGGGUUUUGCCUUACAGUACUAUAUGUGAUACAUAUGAACUUUGUACAAAGUUAAAAAUAAUAAUAUGAUUGUCGCCAUACACAUUAAAUUUUGAAAUGUAUAUUUACAUGAAGAAACAUUUUAUACCAGUACACUUUUUUUUCUUUUUUUUUUGAAAACAUGAUUCUUGUCAAGAAGAUAUGGGUUGUGAAAAAUAGAUUUUAAAAAUUUGAAAUGUUUGUGUUUUUUAACAAAAAAUGUAGAGAGGCAUUAGAUGUUUUUUUCUUAUAUUCUCCUUUAAAUGUCUUUUAGGAUAUUUUAGGGGUAGGUAUGGUGACUUAUGCUUAGAAAUUCCUCCCUGUAAUGGUGUCUGUCCUGUUGGCCUCAGGUUGGUUUCAGAGGGCAAAGUAGAAGAUAAUCACAAUGUUGGUCACCAUUUCCUAGUCUUUUAAAGUUAUAUAUAUAUAUAUAUAUAUACAAUGAUGGUUGUGAAGAUGUAUGCACUAGUUAACUACUGUUUUCCUCUUACAACCUAAAUGCCACAUUGUAGUUUAUUUGUUUGAUAUUAGUGAAAUUUUUAUCAGGAUUCUAAUCUACAUUAAUUUUGUUGUAUUAAUCUGGGCUUAUUUUUUUCAGUGUUUCACAGCUUUAGGUAUUUUUAUAUCAAUGUCUCAUUCUUUUAAUGAAAAUUUGAAUUUAAUUAAGAUUUUACAGUUUAGGGUAUACAUUGCAGAUUUUACAUGGAAUGUCCAACAAUUUAUGGGAUGCAGAUUUUUGUAUGAAACAUACAAUUGUUUCCACUGCACAGAUUUUUGUAUGAAACAUACAAUUGUUUACAGUGCACAGAUUUUUGUAUGAAAUGUCCAACAAUUUAUAGUGUACACUGCAGAUUUUUGUAUGAAACAUAGUUGUUUCCUGUAAACUAUACACAGUUUUGUAUGAAAUGUCCAUGACUUUUGGUGUCAAUAGUUUGAGAUAUCUAAGAUCUCAAUGAUAUUUUAAUGAAAUUAUCAUUGCUUGGUAUGUUAUAAUCGUUUACACAGAUUUCAUUCUGACAGUAGGAUUUCUUUUACAAAGUCCUCUGCUGUCAGAUGAAUCAUAUAACUUAUGAAAAAAUAAAAGCAAGUCCACAUGAAAUGUGUACAGAAUACAGCUGUGGAAGCUGAGUUCUAGCAGUGUUGGCUCUUCCUUGGGCAUUGAUUAAAUCACUCGGACAGUUGACGGUCAUCAACACCUCCAAUAUCGGACUGUUCUAUAAAUCAGAUUUGUUUUUAAAAUCCCUUUAUCCCCUUGUGUUAUUGUUACUGUUAGAUGUGGUGUAUCAUUGUACCUGUAAUUGUGACACUUCAAAUGUACCGUAUUUACCUGUAAAUAAGCCCCCACCCACAAAUAAGCCCCGGCCCACAAAAUUUUUUUUUUUCUUUUUUGCAGAAUUAACAGUAAUUAUUAGAUAGUAAGCCAAAUGUGGUUCACCAAGAGCCCUCUUCAAACUUGAAUACAGAAUAAACUUUAAUGCCAGGGGAGGGGACUUAUUUGUAGAAAAAUACAGUAAAUGACUAAUUAUAUGAUCUCAUUUGGUUGGGUUUUUUUAAAAAUAUUUCUAUAAUCACAAAAAAGAACAGAUUCAAACUAACACCCCCAAAUUCCAAUAUCCAACGGAUAGCAGAAUCAUUGUACUGUUACUAAUGUUAGUUUAGAUGUAAACAGCAUGUAUAGCCCAAUUAUUGGUGUUGAUCACUUACAUCAGUGUAGUUGUGUUAAUGGACAGCAGCAACUUCUACUAAUUAAAAGUAAACUGUGAUAGGCUGGUGUUCCUUUAUGAUAAACACUGAUCACGUGCCUCUGGAUAUUUAUGAAAACCUUUAUCCAUAAAAUGGGUUUUUGUAACUCCAAACUGCAUUAGGUUUUUUUCUAACUGUGCCUGUGGUACAAUCUGCUUUGAAAAAAAUAAUUGAAAUCUGUAUGAUACCAAAGAUUCCUGACUAUGUACAAAGGACUGACUUCCUAGGUACAUGUCUGUGUAGUGUGAUCGAUACCGGUAUUGAAUGUUAUUGGGAGUUUGUAUGUGAUACAGUUAAUGUUUACAAUACAAUGUUAUGACCAUUGGACUUAUGUUGUUCUCAUGUCUCUUUAAAAGAGGUAGAUAAAACUUUGUUGUAUAUUUUAACAUAAUACUUCUUUUAUUAUUGUAUUUAACACACAUUUUUCUUUUAUCUUUUAAGAAAAUGAAUAUGUCCUAUAUGGAUUUUAAGACUGGAAAGGGAGACAAUUGUUUUAACGAUCGUCCUUAAUUUUGUAUUGACACAAGUAAUAUAUGGAUUUUAUCACUGUUAAGGGAGACAUUUUUUUUUAAUAAUCUACUUUGGUAUUGAUACAAGUAAUAGAUGGAUUUUAACACUGUUAAGGGAGACAUUUUUUUUUUAAAUCUACUUUGGUAUUGAUACAGGUUAAUAGAACCUUUUGGUCCAUUAUGUCAAAAAUGAAAGACAUGAUGUAAUGUGAUUUGUUUGAUGUUUGUGUUAUUGUAUAAAAUAGUCUAUAUAUACAUAUCAUUAUAUAAAUGUUGUAAACAAGAUAAGUUCUCUAUCACCUGUAUGAACUAAACUAUAUUUAUCAUAUUAUUGGCUAAGACAGUUUACUGUAUUUCUGUCUUGCUAUGAGCUCUUGUGCCAUGCAUUAGUGGGAAAGGUUGGAACAUAUAUGUCCCUGAUAUAGACUAGGUUAUAGAUGGCUUAUAUAUACACCCCUAGGUCUUAUAUGGCCAAUAUACACCCCUAGGUCUUACAUGGCCUAUGUGGGAUAGGUUAUAGAUGACCUAUAUAUACACCCCUAGGUCUUACAUGGCCUAUGUAGGCUAGGUUGUAGAUGACCUAUAUAUACACCCCUAGGUCUUACAUGGCCUAUGUAGGCUAGGUUGUAUAUGGCCUAUAUAUACACCCCUAGGUCUUACAUGGCCUAUGUAGGCUAGGUUGUAGAUGACCUAUAUAUACACCCCUAGGUCUCACAUGGCCUAUGUAGGCUAGGUUGUAGAUGACCUAUAUAUACACCCCUAGGUCUUACAUGGCCAAUAUACACCCCUAGGUCUUACAUGGCCUAUGUAGGCUAGGUUGUAGAUGACCUAUAUAUACACCCCUAGGUCUUAUAUGGCCAAUAUACACCCCUAGGUCUUACAUGGCCUAUAUAGACUAGGUUAUAGAUGACCUAUAUAUACACCCCUAGGUCUUACAUGGCCUAUGUAGGCUAGGUUAUAGAUGACCUAUAUAUACACCCCUAGGUCUUACAUGGCCUAUGUAGGCUAAGUUGUAGAUAUUAAUAUUAUAAUUAAGCUUAUAAUUUUGGUCUCUAGGAUAUGUGGUUCUAAGUUUCAAACUAUGGGGAGAUAAUCUAUUAUUAGAAUUUAGCUUAAUAUAUAUAUCUUUGCAAAAACAAUCAACAGAUAUACGUAUGUGUAUAUGGUGUUGAUGAGGGGAAUAGGAAUUAAUGCAUUGUUUAGAUUUAACCUUUUUUUUAAAAAGAAUACUAAUAUAUAAGUCUUAUUCUGUUGUUAUUUUAAAAAGAUUUACAUGUAUUUUACUGUUGUAUUUCACUGAAUACACAAAUGAAACUGACACAUAGUUAAAAUUAUUUAAAUAUCAUGGAUGAAAGUUUUCAAUGUUAAUAAUGCAUGAAUUCAGUAUUUUGGAAAUAUUUCCUCCACUAUAACUUGGAUGUUAAAUUUUGAAAAAAACAACUAUUUCAGGAAUCAGGACUCUUUUACCCAUGAAAUAUAAAUAGUAGAAUUGUCGAACACACCCAACACACUGUCACAGUAGAGGAGUCGACACCAUCAUCAGUUAUUUUAAUGCCUAUACUAGACUCAGCGAUGGCAUUACUGACUGCCAGCAAUGAAAUAUUUAUACUCCAUUUAUCAAAAAUAUCAACUGUGUACUAUAAUUUUUAUAAUAUAUGUAUAUAUAUACAAUUGUGGUUUCAUGUGUAAUGUCAUUUUUAUGCUAAAACAUAUGGCUGCUAACUUUUAAAUAUAAUUAUGGAGGAGAUUUUAAACACAUCAAAAAUUCCAAGUCACUGACAAUUUAUUUUACAGCCAACUUUCUAUAAAAUCCUUAUAAACACCUUAGGGUGAGUUUCUCUAGGUACUCUGGAUUCCUCCCACAGUAACACUCAUCACAUGCUUCCGUCAAGGUCAACAAGCUUUAUUGAUAUGAGAUGGAUUAACUUGUUUUACAAUUGUUGUUAAAUAGAUAAAGUUUAUUAUAAGCUAAAACAAUACUUUCAGAUGUUCUGUCUUGUAGACUAACAAGACGUCUCCAUUGAAAUAAGGAAAGCUAACAAUGUUUGAAAGAAUGUGUAAAAAUGCACAGACAAUCAAAUACAGGAACAAUAUAUUAGAUAGAUAGAAAAUAAGAUACUGGAAAUGUGAUUCAGAAUAUAACACUGAAAGUGUUUUGUAUCAUAUUCAAUUUUAAGUUUUAAACUUGAUUGUAAUUCUGGUGAUAUUAAAAUGAUUGUUAGGUAAUUAUUAUGAAAUAUUUUGUGUAUAGUUUAUUUGUGAAAAUAUCAAAUAUAUACUGUAGUAUUAUUGUGAAGAUAAUAACUUGUAUUGUUUUCAAAAAAGUAGUUGAUAAAAUUUGUAAAUUUUACUUUUUCAUGUUGCCAAAUUAUAUUAAUCUAGCAUAGACAAAAUGCACUAUUUCAUACAUUCCUUCUUGUUAAAAAAAAUGCUUGCCAAUUAUUUUUAUGUGUGAAAAUUUUGAAUAUAAAACUACAAAAAAUAUCAACUAUUUUCCAAUAUGCUUGUAUGAAUUAUGAAAGUUGUUGAGUAUCAUUUUUGUAGGAGAAAAUAAUAUUUUGUUCACAUAAUAUCUCAAAACCAAUGUGUGAUAACGUGAAAGUUUCAUGGAAUAUCUCAAAACUAAGUUGUUAUUACACAAAACUGAUGCAUUAUUACGUGAAACUAAUGCAUUAUUAUGCAAAACUGAUAAGUUAUAUCAUAGUUAUAUAAGACAAUGAAACAAUAUUUUUGUAAAUGGGCCUCUCCUUUUGUGAUCAGUUUAUCAACAUUGUUUAUAAAUAGACUUAAGUUUUACAUACAUUGAGGGUCUAGAGGGUCAAAUACUUGUAUGUAAUAAAAAAACUUUUACAUUAUAUAAUUAACAAUAAAUUCUAGCGAGAUAAUACUUGGAUACAGUGUAAGUAUACAAGAAAUGCAAAUUCCGUAUCUCGACUUAGAAAAGCGUUAUGAUAUUUAAAUUGUUGUAUAAUCAAAAUUAUUGAAUUUGGUUUAUCAACAUACGGUUAUAUUUAAGUUGACUUUCUGUAUCUUGGCAUUUUUUUAAUGACUAAUCACGAUAUUUCACACACAAAAAAAAAAAAAAUAAAUAAAGAGAUUUCUCCUACAAAAAUCAUCCCCAGCUUUCAUGAUGAAUGUUCCUGAUUCUGUAAGUUGUUAAACUUCUUAUAGUGUCGUUAAUUUAUACAUUACUUUGGUGUUCAAAUCUCGAUUACAACUAAUGUACUUGCCAAAGAUUCUAUAUAUUAGAUUGUUAAGAGUAUAUAUAGCUCGAUUGAAGUGAAAGCUUUUUAACAUUCCAGUGUAAAAUUUAAUGUGUUGUUACUGUUACAAAAAUAUCCGAAUUUCUUUGAUGUAGAUACAAUAUUUGUUUAAGAUUUUAUGUGUUUUAUUUGGGGAUUCUGCAUUAUUGUUUUUUUUCCCAUUCAGCUAACAAUGUAUAGGUUUUAAGAAUGUACAGGUUGUAACAAUGUACAGGUUGUAACAAUGUACAGGUUGUAACAAUGUACAGGUUAUAACAAUGUACAGGUUGUAACAAGGAUGUAGAGUACACAUCAGCAAUUAACUAAUUUUAAUUUGAAAACAAAAAUAAGAAGAAAAUGUGUGGUAAAAUGUUCAGAUACAAUCGUUAUAUUUCAUGACGAUUUCUUAUUUUUAUUAAUUCAAAAUAGGUUACAUUUUCCUAACAUUGGUAACAAAAUUGUAAAGUGAAAACAGGUGGAUAAAGGUUGAAAACAUUAUUAUGUUGGAUUGGUCAGGUCUGUUGUCAGAUUAGAGAGGUGUGCUGGAAUGUUGGAAGAUUAGUUGCCAGAUUAGACAGGUCUGAUGGAAUCUAAAGUUUCAGACUAGACAAGUUUGUUGGAAAAAAAAUGGUCGUCUGAUUAGGGAGGUUGAAUUGUUGGACUAUUAAGUUGUCAGAUUAAACAGGAUAGUUGGAAUGAUUAUAGUUAUCAGAUCAGAUAUAUUAUGGGGAUAUUUAUUUAUCAAGUUUUAAAAUGUAUGAUAGAAAUGUUGAUUUCUCAGAUUAGACAGGGUGUAGGAAUGCUUAGUCUUCAUAUUAGACAGGUUUGUUGGGAAACAUGGUUGUCAGAUUGGACAAGUUAUUUAUAAUCUUACAUUAUUUAGUUGUCAGAUAAGAUAGGUUUGUUGGAAUACUUAUUUGUUCAAUUAGACAUGAUGCAGAUGGAUACUUAGAAUAUAUGUGGGUCAGAUAAGACAGGUUCCAUUACUUAAUAAUGGUGUUGAAUCCUGACAAAGUGACCGUAGUGAUCAAUAAGUACUAAUCUGUAGUUUACAAGGAUAAUGUUAAUUAUCACUCAGAUUCCUAACAUUCUUGCCACUGAUUCACCAUCCACAUCCUCGUAUAGAUUACAAAACAUAUUUUAUUUAGAUGAGUAAUUUGAACUAUUAACAUUUACAUUUAUCAUUCCCUAAUACACGUAUCUCAAAAACUGUUAUCUUUUCAAUAUUGUGCAAUGAUUAUUGACAUGUUUGAAUAAGACAAAUGGUUUAACUGGACUGUUUUAAGUCAAUUGUUGAGUUUUGUACACAUUUUAUAUAAACUCCCAGGUUGUUCAUUGAAAUGACAGAGCUAAGGACUUAAAGCUCCAUGACUUUGAUUGGUAAGCAUCCCUGUGUUAUAGUACAGUAUAUCUAACAUGGCAUGUUGACAAGGUUUUCGUUCUUUCAGUGUAAUAACACUGUAAAUUUUUUAAAAUGCUUUUGAAUCAGCUACGAAAUUAAUUACAACAAAGAAUAAAGUACAUUAACAUGUUCCUGUGCUCUGAGUUUACAACAUUAUAAACAGUGAUGUGACAACCAGAAUAAAUAUCAGUUCCACAAUUCCAGCUUGCUAUAAUAUUUGCCUAACUCAUUAUCUUUUAAUGAUUGCCCGACUCUUGUUUAUGUUUGCAUAACUGUUUUUAUCAUGUUUGCACAAGUUAAUAUUUUAGCCAGAUGCACAAGUAAAUAUUUUAGCCAGAUGCACAAGUAAAAUAUUUUAGCCAGAUGCACAAGUUAAUAUUUCAAGUCAGAUGCACAAGUUCAAAUUUUUAGCCAGAUGCACAAAUUAAAUGUUUCUGUUGGUUGGAUAUACAUCCACUGUAUUCUUAGUUAGGUGCACACCUUAAGUGGUUUGGGCCAGAUUGCACAAUGAAGUUAAUUUGUUAGGUUUACAGGUAAAAUAAUUUUGCAUGGUUUCAAUAGAUAAGCAUGCUGGAUACCAGGUAAAUAAUUUGAUCAGAUGCACAUAUGAAGUAUAAACUCAUAAAACUGCUGGAGUGUUUUAUCUUAAGCCCAGGAACCUAUUUCUGAGCCAGCAUUACUAGUCCAUUAUAAGGCAAACAGUUACAAGGAGUUAUGUCCUUAAAAGGAUUCUAUUAUGUUGGAAAGAUUUUAGUAUUCUAGACUAUUAUUGGUAAUAUACAGUGUAAAUGGAGUGUAAGCAUGUAUGGUUUUAUAUCUUGUUAUCAAGCCAUAUGGCUUUAAAGGAAUACAAUGUGAAAUAUAUUGAAAAGAAAAGAAAAAGCAAAAUGUAUGUACUAGUAUAUUUUGUGGUAUAUAUAUAUGCUAAAAUUACAUAAAUAAAAUGGUGUUUUGUUCUUAUCAA
Messenger RNA from Pecten maximus, 10941 nucleotides. Its product is annotated as PGAP2-interacting protein-like. The transcript has 17 exons. Gene Ontology annotation, biological process: GPI anchor biosynthetic process. Lineage: Eukaryota; Metazoa; Mollusca; Bivalvia; Pectinida; Pectinidae. The coding region runs from base 205 to 2364 and encodes 719 amino acids. The record is from RefSeq and is a predicted model, not a curated record. Gene Ontology annotation, cellular component: endoplasmic reticulum.